AUGGCCGCCGCCUUAGGCGAAGCAGCCCUGCCACCAGUUGCUCCCGCAAGUGCAGCAGCUAACGCACGGCCGGUGGGCACACUAGAUCCGCAGCUGUUCAUGGCUGCUUGCCGCGGCGACAACAACCGGCUUAAGGAACUGCUGAGGCUGGACGACGACGAGGGGCAAUCAGCAACGAGCAGGGGAACUCCCUACUGUAACGAGGUGACCAGCAACGAGGGGAACUCCCUACUCCAUGUCGUCGCCGCCCGCGCCGGUGGCGCCUGCGGCGAUCGGUUCGUCGACUGCGCCAAGACGAUCUACCGCGGCAACAGCGGCCUCCUGGCCGCGCGCAACAAGAAGAGAGACACGCCCCUGCACCGCGGCGCCGGCGCCGGGAGCGCCGACAUGAUCUCCUGCCUCGUUGCUCUCAAGGCCGCCGAGGUGGCCGGCGACGACGGGACAGCCGUGAAGGACUUCCUGAGGGCGCGGAACGAUUGCGGGGAGACCGCCCUGCACCAGGCGGUCCGCGCCGCCAGCAUGACCUGCAUAGACGCGCUGCUGCUGGAGGAUCCAGGCCUGGCCACCGUUCCACAGGAGGGAGAGGAGGGUGCUUCCCCAUUUUACCUGGCGCUUUCACUAGGUAAACUGGAUAUUGCACGGUAUAUCUUCGAUAAGAGUAAAGGCGACCUGUCCUACUCGGGACCGAACGGUCAAAAUGCGUUGCAUGCCGCUAUUUCUCGUGGUGAAGCGCUGGCCAUGCUUCUGAAUUGGUUCAAGGACCUGACGGUGGACGUGCAGCAAGCAGGCGACGACCGUCCUGCGGUCAGCGUGCCUCUCGUCUCGCAUCUGGCGCAGCAAAGGGACAAGAAGACGGGGAGCAACCCUCUCCACCUGGCUGCGUCGCUGGAGGGGUGGCCGUACGUCGGGAUUCUUUCCAUGUGGUUCCCGGAUGUCUGGCCGCGGCCCAGAUCGGCGGUCGCGCUGCUGCUGGAGGCCAACAGAUGCGCGGCGUACCAGCCGGACGCUCAGGGACUGUACCCGAUCCACGUCGCGGCCAUGGCCGGCAGCCUCGACGCGGUCAGGGCCAUGCUGGAGGCGUGCCCGGACUGCGCCACCCUGCGGGACGCCGGAGGAAGGACCUUCCUCCACGCCGCCGUCGAGGCGGAGGCGUACGGCGUGGUCGAAUUCGCCUGCCGCCGGGCGCCGCCGAAAGGAUCGUUCCCAUCGUCCGUGCUUAACAUGCAGGAUGACAACGGAGACACGGCCGUCCACCGAGCCGUCCACGUUGGGAAUCUGCCCGUGUUUAACUGCCUAAUCCGGAAUCGGCACGUGCAUCUGAGCAUACCGAACAAGGAUGCGUUGACGCCUUAUGACCUUUCAUGGGUUAGAAUCCCUUCGUCGUUUUAUUAUGAUUCGAACCCAAGGGGUCUCAUACAGUUGUCACUACAAUUUGUGGGAGCUCCAUGCGGUGGAAGCCGCCCCGACCUCUUAUUCGGAGAACACAUCCCAAAAGGAGACGACGACGAGGUCUCGGCGCAUCUAACGAAUGCAGCCCAGAUGCUGGGCGUUGUGUCUGUUCUUGUCGCGACCGUGACAUUCGCGUCAGCUUUCACGCUGCCCGGAGGCUACCAGCAGCAAGCCGGCUCGGAUGGCAUCAUCGGCACACCGUUGCUCGCUGGGAGCUAUGCCUUUGACGCCUUCAUCCUAUCCACCACGCUGGCAUUCAUCUGCUCGUGCAUGGCGACCUUUAGCCUCGUCUUUGCUGGGGUGCCUGCGAUGGACAUCUCUUUGCGCUCCUGGUACUUCGAAGUUUCUGCCCUCUUGCUGCGGAGUUCUGGGAGAAGCCUGGUCGUCGCCUUUGCUUUGGGGUUGUACCUGGUGCUGGCCCCAAUUGCUCACGCGACCGCGACCGCCGUCUGCGUGAUUAUUUUUGUAUCUUUGCUCUACGGGAACUCCGAAGCCUGGCAGAUCCUUCGUGUCGCAGAUACGGCCCGUGCAAGAUUGGGAGCUCGAAUGGAUGUAGCAUGGACUUUUGGGCUUACGUUCUAUAACGUCUUUGUAAAUGUGUUUGUCAACUUCUGGUCCUUCAUAAUAAUCUUCGGAUACCCAGCAGCAAUUCGGAUGGCGGUGCAUGUGCAUGCAAAGUAG
Messenger RNA from Panicum hallii, 2130 nucleotides. Its product is annotated as protein ACCELERATED CELL DEATH 6-like. Gene Ontology annotation, cellular component: plasma membrane. Lineage: Eukaryota; Viridiplantae; Streptophyta; Magnoliopsida; Poales; Poaceae. Gene Ontology annotation, molecular function: protein phosphatase 1 binding; protein phosphatase regulator activity. The transcript has 3 exons. Bases 1 to 2130 code for a protein of 709 amino acids. The record is from RefSeq and is a predicted model, not a curated record.